GCGACCCGGGCCGGGCCUGGUGAGGUGGCCGUGCCGCCGCUGAGGAGGGCUCCUGCUCGCAGUUCCCCGCGGCGCAGGUGAGGCCGGCCGCGCCAUGGUGGACCCGGUGGGCUUCGCCGAGGCGUGGAAGGCGCAGUUCCCGGACACGGAGCCGCCGCGCAUGGAGCUGCGCUCGGUGGGCGACAUCGAGCAGGAGCUGGAGCGCUGCAAGGCCUCCAUCCGGCGCCUGGAACAGGAGGUGAACCAGGAGCGCUUCCGUAUGAUCUACCUGCAGACGCUGCUGGCCAAGGAGAAGAAGAGCUACGACCGCCAGCGCUGGGGCUUCCGGCGCGCCGCGCAGCCCCCCGACGGCGCCGCCGAGCCCCGCGCGCCCGCGUCGCGCCCGCCGCCCGCCGCCGAGGGCGCCGACCCGCCGCCCGCCGCCGCCGCCGCCGCCACGGCCGGCGAGGAGCCCGAGGCCCGGCCCGACGGCGAGGGCUCCCCGGGCGGCAAAGCCAAGCCCGCGGCCGCCGCGCGCAGGCCCGGACCCGCGGAGCGCGACGACCGCGGGCCCCCGACCAGCGUGGCGGCGCUCAGGUCCAACUUCGAGCGGAUCCGCAGGGGCCCCGGCGCGGCGGCGGCGGCAUCGUCGGACGCGGACAAGCCCUUCUACGUGAACGUCGAGUUUCACCACGAGCGUGGCUUGGUGAAGGUCAACGACAAGGAGGUGUCGGACCGCAUUAGCUCGCUGGGCAGCCAGGCCAUGCAGAUGGAGCGCAAGAAGUCCCAGCAGGGGCAGGGGCAGGGCGCGGGCGACGCGUCCAGGCCCUCUUACCGGGGGCGCUCUUCGGAGAGCGGCGGCCUUGGGGGCCUCGACGGCGACUACGAGGACGCAGAGCUAAACCCCCGUUUCCUUAAGGACAACGUGAUCCAUGCCAAUGGCGGGAGCAGGCCCCCGUGGCCGCCCCUGGAGUACCAGCCCUACCAGAGCAUCUAUGUCGGGGGCAUGAUGGUGGAAGGCGAGGGCAAGGGCCCCCCGGGCCCGCUCCUGCGCAGCCAGAGCACCUCGGAGCAGGAGAAGCGCCUCACCUGGCCGCGCAGGUCCUACUCGCCCCGGAGCUUUGAGGACAGCGGAGGCGGCUACACGCCGGACUGCAGCUCCAACGAAAACCUCACGUCCAGCGAGGAGGACUUCUCCUCCGGCCAGUCCAGCCGCGUGUCCCCGAGCCCCACCGCCUACCGCACGUUCCGGGACAAGAGUCGCUCCCCGUCUCAGAACUCGCAGCAGUCCUUGGACAGCAGCAGCCCGCCCACGCCGCAGUGCCAGAAGCGGCACCGGCAGUGCCCAGUCGUGGUGUCGGAGGCCACCAUCGUGGGCGUCCGAAAGACGGGCCAGAUCUGGCCCAGCGAUGGGGACAGCGCCUUCCAGGGGGACCCAGACACCUCAUUUGGAACGCCCCCUGGCUAUGGCUGUGCUGCGGACCGGGCAGAGGAGCAGCAGCGCCGGCAGCAGGAUGGACUGCCCUACAUCGACGACUCGCCCUCCUCCUCCCCCCACCUCAGCAGCAAGGGCAGGGGCAGCCGGGACGCUCUGGCCUCGGGAGCCCUGGAGUCUACCAAAGUGAGUGAACUGGACUUGGAAAAGGGCCUGGAGAUGAGAAAAUGGGUCCUGUCUGGAAUCCUGGCCAGUGAGGAGACGUACCUGAACCACCUGGAGGCACUGCUGCUGCCCAUGAAGCCGCUGAAGGCCGCCGCCACCACCUCCCAGCCGGUGCUGACGAGUCAGCAGAUCGAGACCAUCUUCUUCAAAGUGCCUGAGCUCUACGAGAUCCACAAGGACUUCUACGACGGGCUCUUCCCCCGCGUGCAGCGCUGGAGCCACCAGCAGCGGGUGGGCGACCUCUUUCAGAAGCUGGCCAGCCAGUUGGGUGUGUACCGGGCCUUUGUGGACAACUACGGGGUUGCCAUGGAGACGGCCGAGAAGUGCUGUCAGGCCAACGCCCAGUUCGCAGAAAUCUCUGAGAACCUGAGAGCCAGAAGCAACAAGGAGGCCAAGGACCCGACCACCAAGAACUCGUUGGAAACGCUGCUGUACAAGCCUGUGGACCGGGUGACAAGAAGCACACUGGUCCUUCACGACCUGCUGAAGCACACUCCCCCCAGCCACCCCGACCACCCCCUGCUGCAGGACGCCCUCCGCAUCUCGCAGAACUUCCUGUCCAGCAUCAACGAGGAGAUCACACCCCGCAGGCAGUCCAUGACGGUGAAGAAGGGAGAGCACCGGCAGCUGCUUAAGGACAGCUUCAUGGUGGAGCUGGUGGAGGGGGCCCGCAAGCUACGUCACGUCUUCCUGUUCACCGACCUGCUCCUGUGCACCAAGCUCAAGAAGCAGAGCGGGGGCAAAACCCAGCAGUACGACUGCAAAUGGUACAUUCCGCUCACGGACCUCAGCUUCCAGAUGGUGGACGAGUCGGAGGCCACACCCAACCUCCCCCUGGUGCCCGACGAGGAGCUGGACACCCUGAAGGUCAAGAUCUCCCAGCUCAAGAGCGACAUCCAGAGAGAGAAGAGGGCCAACAAGGGCAGCAAGGCCAUGGAGAGGCUGAAGAAGAAGCUGUCGGAGCAGGAGUCGCUGCUGCUGCUCAUGUCUCCCAGCAUGGCCUUCCGCGUGCACAACCGCAACGGCAAGAGUUACACAUUCCUGAUUUCCUCCGACUACGAGCGCGCCGAGUGGCGAGAGAACAUCCGGGAGCAGCAGAAGAAGUGCUUCAAAAGCUUCUCUCUGACGUCCGUGGAGCUGCAGAUGCUCACCAACUCCUGCGUCAAGCUGCAGACUGUCCACAACAUUCCACUGACCAUCAACAAAGAAGAUGAUGAGUCUCCGGGCCUGUACGGCUUCCUGAAUGUCAUCGUCCACUCAGCCACUGGAUUCAAACAGAGUUCCAAUCUCUACUGCACCUUGGAGGUGGAUUCCUUUGGGUAUUUUGUGAAUAAAGCAAAGACGCGCGUCUACAGGGACACCACGGAGCCCAACUGGAACGAGGAGUUUGAGAUAGAGCUGGAAGGCUCCCAGACCCUGAGGAUACUCUGCUACGAGAAGUGCUACAACAAAACCAAGAUGGCCAAGGAGGACGGCGAGACCACCGACCGGCUCAUGGGGAAAGGCCAGGUGCAGCUGGACCCCCAGGCCAUGCAGGACAGAGACUGGCAACGGACCGUCAUCGCCAUGAACGGGAUUGAAGUGAAACUGUCGGUCAAGUUCACCAGCAGGGAGUUCAGCUUGAAGAGGAUGCCUUCCCGGAAACAGACGGGGGUCUUCGGGGUCAAGAUAGCCGUGGUCACCAAGAGGGAGAGGUCCAAGGUGCCCUACAUCGUGCGCCAGUGCGUGGAGGAGAUCGAACGGCGGGGCAUGGAGGAGGUGGGCAUCUACCGCGUGUCCGGAGUGGCCACGGACAUCCAGGCGCUGAAGGCGGCCUUCGACGUCAAUAACAAGGACGUGUCGGUGAUGAUGAGCCAGAUGGACGUGAACGCCAUCGCUGGCACGCUGAAGCUCUACUUCCGGGAGCUGCCCGAGCCCCUCUUCACUGACGAGUUCUACCCCAACUUCGCCGAGGGCAUUGCUCUUUCAGACCCCGUCGCAAAGGAAAGUUGCAUGCUGAACCUGCUGCUGUCCCUCCCAGAGGCCAACCUGCUCACCUUCCUCUUCCUCCUGGACCACCUGAAAAGGGUGGCAGAAAAGGAGACGGUGAACAAGAUGUCCCUGCACAACCUCGCCACUGUCUUCGGCCCCACGCUGCUGCGGCCCUCAGAGAAGGAGAGCAAGCUCCCCGCCAACCCCGGGCAGCCCGUGACCAUGACCGACAGCUGGUCCCUGGAGGUCAUGUCCCAGGUCCAGGUGCUGCUGUACUUCCUGCAGCUCGAGGCCAUCCCUGCCCCAGACAGCAAGAGACAGAGUAUCCUGUUCUCCACCGAAGUCUAAAGACCCAGCCAUCGUCUCCAGCAGGCCAGCAGGACGGCCUGGACACCCGUGGCGGAAUAGGCCACCCGCGGAGCAGGAACUGUAAUUGGGCCACCUACCAAGAGACAACAAGCACCCAAAGCAGAGGGCCAGAUGGCCUAGGCGGACCCCCCCCCAGGGAGCACCUGGUGGGCCUGCAAGCCUUGGGCUGGCCUCAGACUGUGCUUUUCCCAAGCUGCCACUAGAGGGCGCUCCAAGCCCGCACUGCUCCACUGGGAGCGAAGGGAGUGGUUUUUAUCAAUUUAACUUAUCAGAUUCCCUACUGGAUCACCUGUCAAGAUGCACCCUGUCCGGGGAGAAGCUUCCCUCCCUGUUGUGUCUUGAAUAAACGCUGCUGAUGCUGCACCCCUGGGGGCCGCGGCCCUCUCCCUGUGGCGGGGGAGAGGGAGGGGGCGGGUCAGGUGCCCUGACCCAGGACACACACCCCCCACCCCAUCCCCACCCGCCACCUGUAACAGGUCCAUACUGUGCAGCGCUCCAACUCCACACUCACCGCCUGCUUCUCUCUUUUCUUUCUAGAAGGAUCUCUGCAGAAACUGGUCCACUUCCUGCUGUUUCACAUUGCUUUGUUUUUUGCUGGCUUUUUGCCCCGGGAUGGAUCCAGAUGCUGCCGGUGGGGGACCAGACCUCCCCUCCCCGGGGAGGGAGUGUCACUUGGGGACAGUCGGUGUGUCCACCAGCCCUGUCUUCCCGCCUAGCGCUCACUCUCUUCCUUUUUGGCUUUAAAAAAAAAAACACUUCAGCUUCUCCAGCUCUGCUGUGCCCAAGGCCCCAGCCCCUCCUCCCCCUGCACACCUGCCUUCUCUCCUGGCCUUCAGCGGAGCACAGUUAACUCUUGUACAGGGCUGGUUUUAAAACUUUGAUCCGAAAUAGCCUUUUGAUACUUGAAUAUUUUUAAGUUUUAUACAUAGUUUCUAAGGUUUUUUUUUUUUCUCCUAACAAGAUUCAGAUACCUUAAUAAGAUAUUAGAAUGUACGCCGCGUGGACUGUCCCGUGUCCUAGCAGUGUUCCGUCUUCCUCGGAGCGCCCAGAGCGUGGGACACGGGGAGGGGUUGGGGACAGGCCUGGCCAGGGGCUCCCAGUCCAUGCCCCAGCUCACCCCCUGAACCUGGGCAGGAGCCAGGGCCGGCCGCCGAGUGUUGUGAAGAGACAGCCCCUUGAGCAGUCACGGGUUUGUUCCGGGCAGGAGAGUACAGACAGCGGGGGGGGGG
Lepus europaeus (European hare) is the source of this 5208-nucleotide messenger RNA. RefSeq names its product BCR activator of RhoGEF and GTPase (gene BCR). Gene Ontology annotation, biological process: intracellular signal transduction; positive regulation of GTPase activity; protein phosphorylation. Gene Ontology annotation, cellular component: membrane. The transcript is spliced from 23 exons. Gene Ontology annotation, molecular function: GTPase activator activity; guanyl-nucleotide exchange factor activity; protein serine/threonine kinase activity. The record is from RefSeq and is a predicted model, not a curated record. NCBI's taxonomy places the organism in Eukaryota, Metazoa, Chordata, Mammalia, Lagomorpha, Leporidae. The coding region runs from base 95 to 3958 and encodes 1287 amino acids.